CUUCUGUUUUGCUUCCUCGACGCGCAUGAGACAAAUCAACGUGGUUUUCUCCUACUAAAUGUUCCUGCUUCUAUAAUAAUUAAAACUUUUAGUUUUUAGUUUUUUCUCGGAACACAUUCAGAUUAUAAUAUUCUUAACAAGUAAAUCGGUUGUUUUUCUUGUUUUGCAUCCGAAACGUUUUGGUUAGAGAAGAAACGGAAAAGGUAGACUACUAUAUUAUACUAGUACUAGUAUACUAUUUGGGUGGUUAAAUUUCCUACAGUGUAAGAGUAAACAUGUUUGAUGAAUACGAGGAUUGGAAUGACGAACCAGAAGCAAAUAUUUGGAGUCAACCCGUAUUUACAAACACACAGAAAGAUGACAGCAGCUCAAACGUAAAGUCCAAGGUUGUUGGGAAAAAGAGCCUGCUGCGGACCCUGCAGACACUGGGAUCAGUACCGGAGUGGAAGAAUGACAACGAGAUGGAUAGUGACAGAGAGACAGACGUCACUUCAUCGCAGAGUAAAAAGAAGAAAAGGAAAAAAAAGAGAAAUAGUGGAGAGAAAUCAAAGCAGCAAGAAGGUGGAGAUGUUCAGACUGUAAAGGAGGGGAAAACUGUGUCAGAAAAGAAGAACGUAAACAAACCUGGAACUCUGCAGACAAACAGCACGUCUGCAGACGAGACAAAGGAGAAAAAUAUCACAGAAUCACAAGUGGAUGUAAACAAACCGCAGAGCGCAGAGAAACUUAGCAGACAACAGUGGAAGGUCAAGAUGAAGAACAAGAGAAGAUGUAAAAAUAAAUACCGCCAGGAUAAACCAGAGGAGAAUGUAAACAAAGCGCAAUCUGUUGAUGGACAGGAACCGAAAGAAGAAACCCAAAUAGAAUCACGUAGCAACAAUAGUCACUGUGAAAACAAUGGUCACGCAGAAGAACAACAAAAGAAAAACCAGCAUAAACCAGUGAAAAGGAAAAAUACAGAUGUGGAGAUGGAUUUAUUUACUCCAGCAACAAUGAAAAAGCAACAAAAGGCAGAGAAAAGGGUAAAAGGUGGAAAGACUACAACCAGUGUGUUUGGAGGUUCUGCUGAUGGAUCGAAUCAGGAAGCAGGUGGGCUUCAGAUGAUCAGGAGUAAUCAGCAGCAGGCUGCCAGAAAACCACAGAAACCCGAGCUGACCAAAGAGCAGAGUCGAAAAAGACAGAAGCUGCAGAAAAUCCUCCUCAGCCAGGAAAAGGAUAAACAUGAAGCUCAAGAGGAGAGAAACGUCGCUCAGAUGGAAGUAGAGGAGGUGGACCAAAGCCACUCUGACUCCCUCAGGUCCCGCAUGGAGCAGCGACUGGAGGCGGCUCGGUUCCGCUACAUUAAUGAACUGUUGUACACUACGACCAGCGGGGAGGCGAAGCGCAUGUUCCGACAGGACCCGCAGGCCGCCAGCGUUUACCACAGAGGUUACACGGCCCAGGUUCAGAGAUGGCCCUCCAAUCCAGUGGACGCCAUCAUCUCUUUCAUUAAGAAAAGGCCUCCUUCGCUGGUGGUGGCAGACUUCGGCUGUGGCGAUUGUAAAAUAGCGCGCAGUGUGAAGAACAAAGUGCACAGCUUCGACCUGGCUGCCACCUGCGAGCUCGCCACAGUGUGCGACAUGGCCAGCGUGCCCCUUGGUGACGGCUCCGUGGACAUCGCCGUGUUUUGUCUGUCCCUCAUGGGGACCAACUUGGCAGAUUUCUUGGCCGAGGCCAAUCGAGUUUUAAAGAUGGGGGGGAUCCUCAAAAUAGCAGAAGUAGCGAGUCGAUUUGACAGCGAGCGAUACUUCAUCACAGCACUGACACGACUGGGAUUUAAGAUGACGUCCAAGGACACAGAAAACAGUCAUUUCUACUCCUUUGAGUUUGUGAAGACGGGAGAUGCUCCAAAAAAUGUCAAGAAACUUGGACUGCAGUUGAAGCCCUGUUUGUACAAGAAAAGAUGAUGUCAGUGGAAGACUUGCUAAAUGUGCUAAAUGUUUGUAUCAGUCAUCAGAACAGUCAGCUGUGCUUUGUGGAUGUAUUGUUUUAACAUGAACAGUGGGAUGCAAAUAAUCAUUUACAAUUUUAAGUAGAGUAACCCAGAGCUAAAGUUCGGCAGCCAUCUCAACCAUCAGUGUUUUUAAACGAGUUUUGUUGCAGCGAAGAGUAUUUUCUGCUCAUAUUGAGGAUUUGUGUUUUUUUUUUUUUUUUCUUUCUUCAGAAAGUUUCAG
This is a messenger RNA of Nematolebias whitei (Rio pearlfish), 2213 nucleotides long. It is a transcript of the gene rrp8, whose product is annotated as ribosomal RNA processing 8. Bases 276 to 1946 code for a protein of 556 amino acids. The transcript has 7 exons. Gene Ontology annotation, biological process: regulation of transcription by glucose; rDNA heterochromatin formation; cellular response to glucose starvation. NCBI's taxonomy places the organism in Eukaryota, Metazoa, Chordata, Actinopteri, Cyprinodontiformes, Rivulidae. Gene Ontology annotation, molecular function: methyltransferase activity. The record is from RefSeq and is a predicted model, not a curated record. Gene Ontology annotation, cellular component: chromatin silencing complex; nucleolus; rDNA heterochromatin.